AUGGAAGAACUAUGCGCACUCCUCGUGCAAGAGACGUGUGGCCAACGGGCGAAGAAAAUUUUUUCCACUCUGGCGACCAAGGGCCGUUUGUCCCACAUCCAGCUUCAACAGCACACGCGCAUACCAGCCCGCCAGAUGCGCCACGCCCUCACCGUCCUGAUCCAGCAGCAUCUCAUCCGCCACCACACCGCCGACGACGAGCUCACCUUCUACCAAGUCGACUGGCGCAACACCUACUAUCUUCUCCGAUCCAAUCGCAUCAUCACACUCGUCGACGACCGACAUGGCGAAGGUGCGGGCAAGAUCAUCUCCAACCUGCUACAGCUCGGUCAUGCUCGGAUAGGAGAUCUCGCACAGGCAUUCGAUCUGGAGCCCUCGAAACGUGACAGUGGAAUAGAACGCUGCGCUGAGCACAUGAAUGGUGAGGUCAAGGUCAAUGGCGUGGAUAACAGUCACAAGGUGCAGCAUGGCAAGAUCACCACCGUUCCCCAGUUCCACGGCACUAUUCGCAGGUUGCUGAAAGCAGGCUUCCUGAUCAAAUUCAGCCCACGCAUGUACAAGCCAUCCGCAGAUCUGCAAACAGAGGCCGAAGAGUCGGUCAUUAGCGACUCGUUCCCAGACCGCAAGAUCACAGGUUCGAAGAAAAAGAACGAGUUCGAGACAGCCGUCCGAGUGCUCAAGCGAAAGUGGCGUGAUGCCGACGACUAUAACGAGUAUCGAGAUGUUGACUCGAGGGGCAUCAUACACCGUCCAGGAGAGCCAGUCAAGCGCGUUAGACUCAACGGCGGCAUGACGAACGGCGGCCACUACAGCCACGGCGAUGACGACCUCGACGACGACAACGCUCCAAGGCUUCCGAACGAGAUGAUAUUGAAAGUGAACUACGCUCAAUGUAUUGCAGCUCUGCGCAGCGAUCGCCUGUCGCACUUGGCUGAGCCGUACCUUGGCCCUGUCACUGCCAACGUCUAUGGCGCGCUUCUGCAAGCACUUGAGACCAAGGUCCGUGCCAAAGACGAUGCAGAGCGAUCGAAGAAAGACGAUGAUGAUGAAGACGAAGAGUCCGACCUUCCUGUUGCCACCACGGCAGAAGUGGCCGACUUACUCGAUCCAAGCCUUGACCUGAACCUAGGCAUCCACUCGGACAUUCAAAAGGUCGACAGCAAAGACAAGAAGAAGAGGAAACUUGUCGACAACGAGUUCGCCGACAUUGGCAUCAAGCAGGAGAUCGGUUCCGAGUCAGAAGACGACGACUAUCAAGUCAACGGCCACGUAUCGUAUGAGAAGCGCACGAAACGCUUACAUCUCAUCGAGGAUCAUCUCAGGCUCCUCGAAGAACAUCCCAAGACGUUCUGCAGGCGCGUUGGCGGAGGCGGAGGCGGCGAGUGGAAAGUUCACUUUCCGUCUCUCACUGACACGCUCAUUCAAGCGGAUAUCGACUCCACCGUGUCUGCGCGAUACGGCAAGAUCUCUGUAAGAAUUCUUCGACUGCUCCGAGAACGUGGCCGGUUGGAAGGGAAGCAGAUUGCAAAUCUUGUCAUGAUGCGCACCAAGGACGUACAAGCGGUCCUCACCAUUCUACAGUACGCUGGAUUCGUCGAGUCACAGGAGAUCCCCAAAGAUGGGUCACGGCAACCAUCGCGAGCUGUAUACCUGUAUUUCCACGAGCAGUCUCGAGUACAAAGCUUGAUGCUGCAGCAGACUUACCAGAGCAUGUCUCGAACCCUGCAACGUCUUGGGCGCGAACGAGAGACUUACCGCAGCAUUAUCGAGAAGGCUCAGACGGUUGCUAUGAAAGAUUUGCCACAACCAGAUCGCAAGGCUUUGGCCGAAUGGCGAGAGCUCGAAGAGCGAUUAUGGCUUGGAGUUCAGCGCAUGGACGAGCUCGUGGCGCUUUUCCGGGACUUUUCAGGUCGAGAUGUUUCUUUGGUGUCAUGA
Molecule: messenger RNA, 1935 nt
Organism: Fulvia fulva
Lineage: Eukaryota; Fungi; Ascomycota; Dothideomycetes; Mycosphaerellales; Mycosphaerellaceae
Product: DNA-directed RNA polymerase III subunit rpc3
Exons: 2
Coding region: 1-1935 (644 amino acids)
Biological process (GO): DNA-templated transcription
Cellular component (GO): RNA polymerase III complex
Molecular function (GO): single-stranded DNA binding
Source: RefSeq, a predicted model, not a curated record